Molecule: messenger RNA, 2482 nt
Organism: Suillus discolor
Lineage: Eukaryota; Fungi; Basidiomycota; Agaricomycetes; Boletales; Suillaceae
Exons: 6
Coding region: 83-2482 (799 amino acids)
Biological process (GO): protein polyubiquitination; protein monoubiquitination
Molecular function (GO): ubiquitin protein ligase activity
Source: RefSeq, a predicted model, not a curated record
CGGGGCUUUUCCCGCUCAGUGAAUGUCUGAUAAUUACUCGUAGAGUCGUACUCAACUCGUACUACUUAGUACUUUCCCUGGAAUGAGCGCCAGCCCUACCAGGCCUAGCUCUAAGCGCAUUAAACUCGAGUCGUCUCCGACAUCUCCGCCGCUGUCAAAUGACCCUUCGACUUUGAAUGAUGAAGACCUAGGUCAUGAUCACUGCGUCAUUUGUCUGCAACCCUUGGUUGACCGAACUGUUAUUCCAACUUGCUCCCAUGAGUUCUGCUUUGAAUGCAUUUCGAUUUGGGCAGAGCAAUCUCAAAAGUGUCCAUUGUGCUCCCAGUUGAUCGGUGAAUAUCUUAUACAUCAUAUACGCUCGCAGUUCGAUUAUCAAAAACAUUAUUUGCCCCCACCACGUUCCUCGUCACCACAGUUAUUACCCACGGGGGAAUCUCGUGUACGAGUUGCCCGACGGGCACGUAGGAAUCGCUACUGGGGCCGCAGGGAUCGUUACGACGCUGAUGAACUUGAACGAGCAAUCGCCAGAAGACGUUGGGUGUACCAAAGUCAUCUCUAUGCAAAGCAUGUCGCGUCUAACACAUUCACCCGGUAUCGUCCUUACCCCAGUCCAGCCCAGUUUGCGGCAUCUCCAGACAUGAUAAGUCGAGCCACCAUCUUUCUCCGUCGUGAACUGCGCGUUUGGCAAAAUCUUGAUGUUGAGUUCCUCACGACGUUUAUCAUUUCUCUCAUGAAAUCAAUAGACAUACGAGCUGAAUCUGCCGUCAAACUUCUCUCCGAGUUCCUAGACAUAGACACUUCUUAUAUCGAGGGCCAGAGGCACCCGAACGCCGAACAUUUUGCACAUGAGAUAUACUGUUAUAUGCGGAGUGGUCGUGAUUUAUCAAUUUAUGACAAUUUGGUGCAGUAUGAUACCUCCCCAGAUCCUCCGCCCCACGAGCAGGAAAGAGAGAAUCGGUGGUGUUAUGAUUCCCGUUCUCGAUCCCGGUCGCCCCAUCACCGUCAUCAUCGGUUCCGAUCUCGAUCUCCGCUAUCUCGACCUCCUUCCCCAACCCUGCGUCCUGAGCACAUAAGAACUCCUCCCGCAACCCACCUUCAAGAAAGCUCUCCAGACUAUUUCUCCCAAGAUCGCAGGAACCAUCGACGAACUCACAGCGUCAGCGAGUGUCGAGGUAUACCUGAUACCUCGAAUGAUCGACAUAGUCACCUUGACAACACUCGGGAGCAGCUGACGACUUCUACGAAGGCGAAAGGAAAAGAACCAGAAGGUCGUAACACAUCUCUUCGGGGCAAGAGUGAACAUACCUCGUGUAGCACGCUACCAUGCAUAACAGGAGAACCUGUGCCGUACGCUGUUGUCAAAUCCAAACAGACAGCGGAAUCAUAUACCCCCGGAAACCGGAAGUUCAAUACGCCUGUAGAGUUCGAUCUUAGACCCUCCCUUGUCCUCCCCGCACCGGCUCGUGUUCCAGUAGAUGCUGCUGAUAAGAUGGACAUCGAUUCAGAGCCUGUAGCUCCUACGUCACAUAAACGCCCAAGCACGCCCGGUCGUCCUCCUCGAAACCGCACUUUACUAGCAUCAGUCCAGGCUCAUCUCUCCCAAUCCACACCAUCGAGAAGCAAGCAUCUCGCAGGCGCAACCGCACGGAAGAACGAUGUCGCUCCUGAAUUUUUACCUCAUCCAUCAGGAUACCGAGAUGCCCGUGAUGAGAGCGGUAGUGGUGAUGGUACGCCUGUCCUUCUUUCGCAGUUGUCGAACCUUCCUGCCAAUGCGCCGCCUGCUUCGUUGUCUUCUCAUCCUUCUCUCGAGCGGCGCUCAGAUAUAUCGAUGCCUCUCGGGGAAGAACGUACGUCGGCGGCAGGGCAUCAACGCGAAAGGAUCCGGAACUUGUUUUCCGAUUCUAUCGCUAAAUGCACCGAUGAAAAAAACACGUUAGCUGGAGAGGAAGCUACCGCUUGUCCGUGCGGUACGCCGUGCGGAGGCACAGAUAAAUACAGAAACAAAGGUAAAGAAGAACAGCGCACCAACACAUCGCCGUGCCUUGUCAUCAAUCCUGGAACCGUCGAUGCGCAUCCCGCCCCUUCAUCGGGACUACCCCCAAACCUAAACCCUAUUUCAGUGUCGCACAACUCUAAUCACGUCGAUAUCCUUUUGGAUGUGGCGGAGCAUAUCCAGCGUGGCAAUCGGGAAGUCGCGACAUAUGAAUAUAGGAACAAAAAAACCGCACCAUCAGCACGCACUUCCACAGAUACGCGGGCAGUGUUGUUGCAGAGACUUGAAGAGGAGCAACGGCUGGCUCAGAGGGAUGUUGCGACCCCGAUCUCAAGCUCUGCGUCGUUAACUGUAGAUCCCCCGUUGGCACGUCCUCCCGGGGGUGAGGAAGCUUCUGCGCUGGAGACGAGGCUGCGGACCCGGGCCUUAUUGCGCGUCCGUCUUGCGGCGAUCAAAAGCAGUUCCAAUGCCACUGCGGUUGAAUUGUAA